Molecule: messenger RNA, 450 nt
Organism: Leptosia nina
Lineage: Eukaryota; Metazoa; Arthropoda; Insecta; Lepidoptera; Pieridae
Source: the annotation of a GenBank genome assembly
AUGUCUCCCUUACCAUUCUUCAUGCAAGGUGAGGUAGUAAAAGGUUUCGGAAGAGGCUCAAAGGAUCUUGGUUGUCCGACAGCAAAUUAUUCACGGGAUCUAAACAAGACCAUCCCAAAAGACUUCAAAACUGGAGUCUAUUGUGGAUGGGCGCAAGUAGACACACAGCCUGUAUAUAGAAUGGUUGUUAAUAUUGGCUGGUGUCCUUUCUACCAAAAUGAAGAUAUGUCUGUGGAAACACACAUAUUACAUGAGUUUGAAAACGAUUUCUAUGGAUCCAACUUGAAGAUAUGCCUAGUGGAAUUUCUACGACCUGAAAUGAACUUCACAUCGCCAGAUGGUCUUAUUAAGCAGAUCGCAACAGACAUCGCAAACGCUCAUAACAUACUUGACCUUCCCGAACACAUGAAAUUCAGGGAAAACGAUUAUUUUUCAAAUGACGCGAAAUAG